This is a messenger RNA of Corylus avellana, 998 nucleotides long. RefSeq names its product plasma-membrane associated cation-binding protein 1 (gene PCAP1). NCBI's taxonomy places the organism in Eukaryota, Viridiplantae, Streptophyta, Magnoliopsida, Fagales, Betulaceae. Gene Ontology annotation, cellular component: plasma membrane. The record is from RefSeq and is a predicted model, not a curated record.
AAUGUGCCUUAAUUUGGAGAGGGACAGUUGGGUGGAACAGUUGCGUUGAGGUGGACUUCAAUUGGAGACCACAGUUGCCACGACAGAGACACAAGGAGUUACAAGCUAGUAAAAUAUAUAUAUAGUUGAAUAAUUAAUUAAAGAAACAAGAUGGGUUACUGGAAAUCAAAGGUUCUCCCUAAGAUCAAGAAGGUUUUCGACAAGAAUGGUAACAAGAAGGCUGCUGCUGAGGCUUGCAAGUCCUUCGACGACGCCAAGGAGCAAAUCAAUAAGGAGUUUGAAGAGAAGAAAACUGAGCUUCAACCUAAAGUAGUUGAAAUAUAUGAGGCAUCUUCAGCAGAAAUCAAGACUUUUGUUAAGGAACCCAAGGAGGCAGGACUGAAGAAGCACUCUGUUGCCGUUCACAAGUUCAUAGAGGAGCUCGUGGCAAUUGAGUUUCCGGGAUCGAAAACAGUAUCUGAAGCAUCUUCAAAGUAUGGGCCAGCGUUGGUUCCAGGCCCAGUGUUGUUUGUUUUUGAAAAGGUGUCGACGUUUAUCGUUACAGAAGAGAAAGUUGAGGUGAAAGAAGCAAGUGGGAAAGAGAAGGAGAUCAUAGUAGCUGCUGAAGAAGAGAAGAAAGAGGAAGAGAAGAUAGAAGAGGUGGCAGCGGAGGCGCCUGAGAAAGCGGCGGAGACUGAACCAGCUGCUUAUACAACCGAGGCUGCAAAGGUGGAGGCAGCCGAAGCACCAAAGCCUUGAUCAUCAUCAUCAUCAUCAUCAUCAAUAUUUAGAAGUGAGCUUUUGUGUAGAAAUUUAUAAAAAGAAAAACAAUGAUUUGUUAUUCUUUGAUCGAUCUCCAUCCCUUUGUUCAUGUAAUAUCUCUCAUGGAUUUGUUUUCAUGGAUUUUUUUUUUUUUUUUUUUUUUAAAGCUUGAUGUUUAAUUAAGUGUAUAAUCUUUGUGAUCAAUUAGUAUGUACUAUUUAAUUACAAAUGAAUGAAAACUCAUGAAUGCUAGCUCC